Molecule: messenger RNA, 1389 nt
Organism: Penicillium antarcticum
Lineage: Eukaryota; Fungi; Ascomycota; Eurotiomycetes; Eurotiales; Aspergillaceae
Exons: 1
Coding region: 1-1389 (462 amino acids)
Source: RefSeq, a predicted model, not a curated record
AUGAAUUACCUGCGGAUCUACCUGAUUGAUACACCAGGCUUUAACGAUACCGAUCGCUCGGACAUUGAUACUCUAAGCAUACUCGCCAGCUAUCUCGGCGCAUCAUAUGCAAACGGCGUGCGUAUCCACGGCAUCAUAAUGCUACAUCCAAUCAGCUGUAAUCGGAUGUCAGGGUCCACCCUGCGCAAUAUUGAUAUGAUGAAAGCUAUGUGUGGAUAUGACUGUUACGAUAAUCUUGCCAUCGCCACGACCAUGUGGCCUGAAUCUACUACAGCUUUGUGUGGGGAGAAGCAUGCGCUAAAGAAGCGACAGGCUGAGCUUGUGCGUGACCAGCGAUUUUUUGGUGCUCUUGUCUCGCGUGGAGCGGCUGUUUUUCGUUAUAACAAGAAAGGGAUCAAAGAUUCUAUCGACGAGAUAGAUUCCGCGCGUGAUAUCGUGUCGUAUCUCGUUGACCAGUCUGAUCAACGGGCUCCGAAGGUACUUCGGCUUCAACGCGAGAUCAUUGAGGAACGAAAGGCUCUUGGUGAGACGGAGGCGGGUAUUGCGGUUGCAAGAGAUAUGCAUGAAGCUAGACGAGAAUAUGAAGAGGACCUGCAUAGGAUAGAGGCAGAGAUGAAGCGGGAGCUGGCCAAGACGAAUUCUGCAUAUGCCGCCAAUCUAAAAGAGCUUAAGGAUGAUAUUGAGAAACAGCUGAGGAAGUCUGAGCAAGAGAAACAUACAUUGAGAAAUUCAAUGCAAGAUUUGCAUCACAGGGAGGAGAAGAUUUGGAAGGAAAGACUCGAGCAGAUGGACAAGCAAUUCCGGAAGCAGAUUGCCGUCAAAGAAGACGAACUACGUGAUACGGAGGCGCCUCUGGACGAAACUCGCAGGGAUGUGGAUCAACAAGCUCAAGAUCUCCAGGUCAAAAUUCUCGUUGAAGCAGAAGCAAAGAAUUACGAGCAACAAAUUGCCAAAACGAAAGAGAAGCUCGUGGAAAGAGAGAAGGAACUACGCAACAACGAAGAAAAAAUGGAACAGGAUCGCAGGGAUGUUGCUCGGCGGCAAAGCCUUCAAGAGAAGGACUGUGCCUCACCUGGAGAUAUGCAACGUGAGAUGAUAGCCCGGGAAAUUCGACAUGAGCUUGCGGCAAAAGAGAAGAAGCUGCAAUAUAUGGAGCAAUUGUUCGAGGAAAUGCGCAGAGAUAUGGCACGGCGGUCGAACAAUAGUCACCAACGAGAGAGGAGUGGCCAUGAAGUUGAACAACGCGAGACAGAAGUCAAGAAUGCCCGCAAGGUUGAACAGGCUCAGGAUGCUCAUAAACAGUUCAAUGGGCGGAAAGGCGAGCUUUUCAAGGGUGCGGUUGGUGGCGUUGCGUCUGGUGUGGCAUCUGGUAUGGUUGCUGAGAGGUAA